Molecule: messenger RNA, 309 nt
Organism: Verticillium alfalfae VaMs.102
Lineage: Eukaryota; Fungi; Ascomycota; Sordariomycetes; Glomerellales; Plectosphaerellaceae
Exons: 1
Coding region: 1-309 (102 amino acids)
Source: RefSeq, a predicted model, not a curated record
AUGGCCAGUGACGUACCCCGUGCCUCGGGCGGCUCCAAGAUUCUCGCGUUCCUCGACAUCAUCGUCAAGCUGGCGGCCACUGGAGCGCUUAUCGGCAUCCUCGUCAUGCUUCUUAAAAUCAACGACAACCUCAUCAAGGUGGUCGACGGCGAUGAUACGAUAAAUGUUGGCUUGCGCUACAGCGGGUCGACUCCUCUGCCCAUCAACGCCGUUUUCGAGAACGGCUUCUCGCCACUCAGGGUCGACAUCGAAAGCAACCUUGGUGACGGACCGGGCAGGCCAGUUUGGAUCCGAAAUGCCGUUCAGUAA